CCUCCGCGCCUGUUUUUUCUUUAAUAUGCACGUUAGCUCCAUCCGGUCCGGGCAGACUGAGGAGGAAUCAGAUGACUCGGCUGCAGCCCUGAGGUUGACUGAAACCAUCCGAGGAUCUUUUGAGACAGUUAAACGGCCUGAAGCAGCGGGUGUGGAAGAUGCAGUGAUGCAGUUUACCUCCACACACUGAGUCCACAUCCACGACACCGGCCUGGUUUUCCCGCUCCGAUGACUCACCUCCUCUGAGUCCAGAGUCCACCUUCUGAGCGUCGACCGGUGGGCGGCGGGAAGGGGGGGGCCCAGCCCUGCCCAGGGGGGGCGCGGCCAGCAAUGGACAGCCGAUGCAGCAGCAGCGCCGAUUCCCGGCUGACCGGCAGGGGGGUGGGGUCUAUGAACACCACGCCCAUCUGUGCGAGGGUGGAGUCAUACGAAGCCGGCGAGAAGAAGUGCAUCUCCGACGUGAGGAGAACCUUCUGCCUCUUCGUCACCUUUGACCUCCUGUUCAUCACCUUGCUCUGGAUCAUAGAGCUCAAUGUGAACGGCGGCAUCCAGCAGCAGCUGAAUAAAGAAGUCCUGCACUACGACUACCACGCCUCUUUCUUCGACAUCUUUCUCCUGGCUGUUUUCAGGUUUGCCGCUCUCAUCUUGGCCUACGCCGUCUGUAAACUCCGUCACUGGUGGGCCAUCGCAAUCACCACUGCAGUCAGCUGUGCUUUCCUGAUUGCUAAAGUCAUUUUAUCAAAGCUGCUGUCUCAGGGAGCGUUCGGGUACCUGCUGCCCAUCAUCUCCUUCGUGUUGGCCUGGAUAGAAACAUGGCUGCUCGACUUCAAGGUUCUGCCUCAGGAGGCCGAAGACGAAAACAGAUAUCAGUCCAUCAUGGACGCCACAGAGCGAGCUCCUCUCAUGGGUCCGGGUCCUUUAUCUGACGGACAGUUCUACUCUCCACCAGAGUCUGUGGCAGACUCUGACGAGGAACUGGACGAUAAACAUGAUCCGGAAAAAGGGCUGAUUCAGCAGGUGACCUAACAGAUCUCCACCUGCUCCUGUUGUGCUACUGAGGGAAAACUCUGCCUUACACAUUCUGACGUUUUAGUUUUUAUCUGUUGUCCACUCAUACCCAUGAACGCACUUUGGUUUCUGAUACCAGCCUUCUGCAUGUACACUGAGACUGGAAAUAAGUGCCGCUUUAAAAAGUAUUUUCUCGUGGUUAUUUUUUAGGAUUUUGUUGAUGUUUCUUCAUUAAAACUGCACACUGUGUCUGAGACUCCCAAACGAAUGAGAGGAAUUUGGUUAAAUCCAAAAUUAAAUAUGUAACAUUUUUGACCGGUUUCUGUAUUUCUUCUCUAAAGGAGUCUUAUGUUUCGGACGUCAUGUUUACUUUUAAUUUGUUGAUUGUUUUCACAUGAUUGGGGUUUGAAGUCACUGUAAAUCUUGCUCCAUAAACUCAUAAAGAAGAGAAGGAUUUUUUUGGCCAGUAUCGAGUUUAUGGACAAAGUUUGUAGCAAAUGAGAGGCAGGAACAUUCACUGAGUUUAUAAUAAAAGGAAUUGUAUCUGACUACUUCCAGGUCUUAAAAAGCACUGAAACAACUUGCAUGGAACAUUGGAACAUUAUAAAAAGUACUGAAGUAUUAUAGUGUAAAAACACAGUGAGCUAUGAAUCUGCAGCAUUUAAACAUGAAGGUUGGGGGAAGCUGAACCGUCUGAACUGUAAACUGCUCUGAAAGCUGCUGUCAGACACAGUCUGAGCUUGAUGUGAGUUUAAAAAAUAAAAUAAAAUAAAUAAGUGUACAUAUCUUGAUGCAUGCCUUUGCCAGCCAGCCCAGUGGAUUUUGUUUUUAUGGAAAAGCUUGUCUGUAAAAUAGAAUCAUUAAAAUGUGAAACUUUG
Molecule: messenger RNA, 1886 nt
Organism: Lates calcarifer (barramundi perch)
Lineage: Eukaryota; Metazoa; Chordata; Actinopteri; Centropomidae
Gene: stard3nl
Product: STARD3 N-terminal like
Exons: 9
Coding region: 331-1026 (231 amino acids)
Source: RefSeq, a predicted model, not a curated record